CUCACUAGAUGCCAAUGAUCUUUCCCCAGAAGACUUCCCAAGUACAAUCACUUAUUUUUAAAUAUUUUCUCAGAAUGAAACAUCUUGCGUAUUCAUCACUAUGAGCUUCAACCUUACCUCCUGAGAGCAGUGGCCCUUGCAUGUGACAUGUGUGAUGCUCAAGUUGUGGCCUUUACUAUGACUCUGCUUGCUCUCUGCCAUGAUGAAACUCCACUGACGCCCAGUGGCAUAUGAAGACAAGCUUUGUUCUCUGUUUACCUCCAGAAAUUGAGAGAUUUUGAUCUCUAGGCUAAACUGGCACUUCAUUGUUACAGACCUUCAUGCUGGCUGCUGGUCUCUGCAGUGAGUCAGGGAAGCACAGAGAAAGGCUCUUCACCAGUUCCCCAAUGAUGGUGGGCCAGUGCGAACCUCAUGAACUUCAACAAGGCCAAGUCAAGCCUGUUUGUGCCCCUACACUGGGUCUGGGCAACGCCAAGCAUGAAUACAGGCUGGGUGGGGAAUGGAUGGAGAGCAGCCUGAGGAGAAGGACUUUGGAGUGCUGAUUGAUGAAAAGCUCAACACAACCCAGCCAUGUGCACGUGAGCCCAGAACCCCCUGGUGUACAUCCAGCAGCAGGUCGAGGGAGGGGAUUCUCCCACUCUGCCGCACUCUACGGAGGCCCCCACUGCAGUCUUAAUCCAGCUCUGGGGCAACAACACAAGAGAGUAUUAUAAGCCUUUUGUUUCUGGAGACAAACAGCACAGGGAAUUAGAAGAGACUUCUGAGAAGACAUGGACAGCUUACAGCUGCAGCAGGCAUCCAGCAGCCGGAGUCUCCUCAAGCUCACUGUUAUGGAGGUGAAGUGGAUUCAUAUGUUGGUCAUCUUCUUCUUCCUGUUGUCUGUUGCAAUGACUGGCUGCUUUCUGUGGCAGUACAGCCUCCCCAAGGUGGAGCCCAGACCAUCUGUGAUGGAAGUGAGAUCAGAAGCUGUGCAAAUGUGCCCCCGCUAUCCUGAACCAGUACCACUGGACCACCCAAUCCCCAUUCUGAAGGAUGCAUUGGAGAAGGUAGAUACAAUGCUGCGCCAAAAGAUUCGUAGCUCUGGUCUCCCUGCCAUGUCUGCCAUUGUUGUCUACAAUGACACUGUGCUUUGGACAGGCAACUUCGGGAAGAAGAAUGGUUCAGACCCCUCCUCAGUGGUGCCCAAUGAAUACACUAUUUACAGAAUUGCCAGCAUCUCCAAGAUCUUUCCCACCAUUAUGUUGUACAAGAUGUGGGAGGAAGGAAAAGUCAUGUCUCUUGAUGAUCCAUUGGAACGUUAUGCCCAGAACUUUGUUAUUAAGAACCCUCUGGGAAGGCUCAAGGAACCAGAACAGAGAUACACAGCAGAUGGGCUGAUUUUUUUGGAAAAAGGCUCAAUGCCACUUAAGCCAUCACCUGUUACCUUGCGCAGAAUGGCCAGCCAGCUCUCAGGUCUGCCCAGGAGGCUGCGAUCUACCAGCCUGCUGUGGAAGGGCAAUACACAAGAUGCUCUAGCUCUCCUGAAAGAUGAUGUCUUGGUUGUUGAUCCAGGAACGAGAUGCCAUUACAGUAAUUUGGCCUUCUCACUGAUGGCGCAUGUGCUAGCCGACCAUACAGCUGAGGGGCAAUACCAGCGCUGGAUCUCAGAGAACAUCCUGGACCGCUUGGGCAUGGAGGACACUGGCUUUGACAUCACGCCACCGAUCCAAUCCCAGAUGGCUGUGGGUUUCUACGGUAGCCGGCAGCCAGCCCCUCUCUAUGACCUUGGCUGGUACAGACCUUCUGGCCAGAUGUACUCCACAGCUGCUGACCUUGCCAAGCUGGCAAUGGUCUUCUUAGGUACCUAUCACCGUCGUCUCCUGGCACCUGAUACAGUGAAGACAAUGCUCACCCCUUUGUUUAAGUGCUCCACUGAAUACUUUGCUAACAAGACUGGCACACCCUGGGAGAUUAAUGAGCAAUUGGGAUAUGAUGUCAUUAGGAAGGAUGGAGACCUCGAUGGUUAUUCAGCAACCUUCUCUCUUAUCCCCAAGCUCCGCCUGAGCUUCAUUGUGCUGAUGGCAGGGCCCAGGCCUCAAGGUGGAGAUGUUGUGACUCAGACGUAUGAUUAUCUUAUUCCUGCCAUGGAGACGGCAUUCAGAGAGGCAGAGAAAAGCUUGAUUCCUCCUCCAAGUCCAGGCCCUUAUGUUGGCUACUAUACCUAUUCCAACCUGACUUUCUAUGAGAUCAAAGUUGGACCUGGUGGGGUGCUGAUCAUGCAGCAGUUUGGGCCUCACGUGGAAGAGCUGAUUCCUGAAAAGUACCGGACAAUCAAGCUCCACCACCUUGAAGAUCGUGUUUUCCAAGUAGUUUUUGACAAGGAGUUCCCAUGUGUUCUGCACCUGGGCUCUGCCUCCAUCUCACUGGAGACCCAAAAUGGGCAGCUAUUUAACUUUUAUCCAUUUGAUCGCAAAGGGCUCUUCAGCAGGCCAUCUAACAUGAAGACGAUUCCUCACCUGGUUUAGCCAAAAGCAUCAUGUGCUAGAAAAUGGCACCAGCCUACCAGCCCACCAGCCCUGCUUGUGAUACCUGGGAAGUGAGGGUCCAUUUCUUUCCUAGAUCACAUGAACACCAUGAAAAGAGCAGACAGCAAUGUGGUUAUGUCUUAUCUCCAUGGAUUUCUGCAAAAGCAGUGGUCACACAAAGGAUGUUGAAGCACUUCAGUAUUAAAGCUGAAGCUUACUCCUGUGAGCGGGCACAUAUGAACAUAUGCUAAUAUAUUCCAGUUGGACUCAAGUUUGUGUCUAUGUCAGUAUGUAGGAGAUAGUGUGAGUGUGGCAUUUAAGUACAGGGAUGCAUGGGAAUGUGUGCUUUGGGUAGGGUGCCUGUAGGCAUACAUACCCAUGAGGGAGCAUGCUAGCGGUAAAGUGCAUUAGCCGGCAGAACUCUGUCUUUAGGACAGGUGUACCAGCAAGCAACCUGCAAAGCCACAGGUGCAUUUUCUUCUCCCUGCUUGUGCCCACUCAAUGCCAACACCAUAUCACUGUGAUGGGAACAGUGUCAGGCAUGAGUGCAAGACAGAGCAAGUAUCACUGACUAAGAAGUCUUGGCUCCUGCAAUGCCCAUUCAAGUUUAGGAGAAUAUUGUGAUUGCAGCCCUAACUAGACCCUGAAAUAAAAGCAAGCAGAGCAUCAGGGCAAGAUAACUCUUACCUUCAAAUGAAUAGCCAUCUGCAGAAUAUGGCAAUGGCUGUACAGUCUGGAAAUCCUGAAGGAAGUGCAAAAGGGUAGGCAUACUAGCACAAAGACCCUUUAAAAUACAUGUUCUCAUAUACCAUAACUGAGUUUAGGUUCUCUUGCAGAGUAACUUCCUUCUACUGCACAUUUACCCAGUGUCUGGAAAGUGGACGUGUCUCAGAGAGGAUUAGAAAAUUACUCUCCCUGCCUCCCUUCUCUCGUCUUUCACUCUUUUCACUCUGUGUGCCGUUCUUCAGCUUCAGUUUUGAGUAGAGAGACCAUCACUGAAGGCCUAGAAAUCUAUGAUUUGCAAACACGGUUCCCUGCCUUUUUUCAGACAGUUUCUGUUCCCUGAUAAAGAUACAGAAUAAUGUAAACCUUGCCUUACAGGUGGUCAUAGUUGCUGCUUUAUUGGUUUCCUCUGGACUUUGUAGGUAAUUACAUUUUAUAUGUAAUAUGAACCUCAUAUGCUCAAGUAUUUAAUCUGGGCUAUAGAAACAGCAAUAAAAUCUAUGCAAAUUUCUUCUGCUGUCAGGUAUGAUCAUGCCCAGAGGUAUGUGUGCAGGCAGAUAUGUUGCACUAUGGUUGAUUUCCUGUAGAGCUGCCUAUACUCUCCAUGGCAUGCCUGACACAACAUUGCUUUCCAGGCUUUGAACUCACAAGAUGUAAUAUCUGAUCGCAAGAUAUUCAAGCAGUCUAA
This is a messenger RNA of Strigops habroptila (Kakapo), 3915 nucleotides long. It is a transcript of the gene LACTBL1, whose product is annotated as lactamase beta like 1. The coding region runs from base 771 to 2504 and encodes 577 amino acids. The transcript has 11 exons. The record is from RefSeq and is a predicted model, not a curated record. NCBI's taxonomy places the organism in Eukaryota, Metazoa, Chordata, Aves, Psittaciformes, Psittacidae.